This is a messenger RNA of Bombus impatiens (common eastern bumble bee), 3901 nucleotides long. It is a transcript of the gene Dus1, whose product is annotated as tRNA-dihydrouridine(16/17) synthase [NAD(P)(+)]-like. Gene Ontology annotation, biological process: tRNA processing. The transcript has 11 exons. Lineage: Eukaryota; Metazoa; Arthropoda; Insecta; Hymenoptera; Apidae. The coding region runs from base 1358 to 3844 and encodes 828 amino acids. Gene Ontology annotation, molecular function: palmitoyltransferase activity; tRNA dihydrouridine synthase activity; flavin adenine dinucleotide binding. The record is from RefSeq and is a predicted model, not a curated record.
CGUUGGAAGAAUCAGGAUAAUAAUGAUAAUAACAACGAUAAUAAUAAUAACGAUAUAAUAACGAUAAUAAAGUCGUGAAAGGGUUAACAUUUGUAACGAUAUCAUAUUUUAUUACAGAAAAUUAUAGAAUAUUGUAUAACAGAAAAUAUAAACUUGUGAAAAAGUCAUAAACAUAUCAAAUUUUAUUUGUCCCGUAAAAGUGACGCACACAGAUCGUAGUGACAUUAAAUCAUUCUAUACCAAAUGAAAUGCGUAACAACGGAAAUUUCACAUCAAGUGUCAUGUAACGCAAGCCACUUUUUUUUAAAAUACUUUACAUGUAUCUUUUUAUACAACCAUAUAGUGAUUGGUGUGGAGAAUCGUAUCAUCUGCUCGCCACGCAUUUUUACAUACAUAUGUAUUACCGCAGAAUGAACCAAUGACACUGCCUAUUUAUUACAAUUUUAGACAUUAACUUGUAAGAAACUAUGACUAUGAGAGACGAUAUACGGCUGGAAGAAAACACUAAAUUGAACAAGCUCCUCGAGACUGCUUUUAUAGCGAAAAUGAACGUGUUAUCUUGCUGUUUCAAAAUUUGUCAACUUUGAAGCUUUGAAAUAUGCGAGUCUGUACACGAAUAAAUACAGCGAAUGCAGUACAUGAUAUAAAAAAGAGAAAAGAGAUAUUAGAAAGGACGCUGGCGUUUGAAAGGCAGAAGUGGCUGGCAAAAAAUAUGCGAAUACGUUGUUGGUAUCUAUACGUGAAUACGCAUGUCGCAUUUCUAGAACAAGAAUCGGAAACAUUUAAAUUAUCGGAAAGAGGUAAUUGUAUUUUACGACGAUAUCCAUGAAAAAUCUAAGACGUACGUUUUGGCUGGUUUACACAGGUUUGUUAGGUUGCUAUGCGAAUAUCGAUUCAAACCGCGCGUUCCAUCGAAAGAGGCAUAAACCGAGUUUUACCGAGAAUUCUCGAGAAGAGUCGCACGAUGCGGAAUCUAGUUUCUCGACAAGUGGGCCUUGUCAUGUACUGCAGGAUCGUAGACGACCACGAUGAAUCAAAAGACAAAGGACAAGAAAGAAACAAGAACAAUUCGAGAGGACAUGACACGACGAGGAAUCAAAGAAAAAACGGUGAGUGAAGAGUAGGAAGAGCGAUGAGAAAAUGGAAGAUGUAAGGAGGAUGAGAAAAAUUAAAGCUGGAAGGAAGACGUUAUCUUUAUCGUCGUCGUCGACGAGGACGAGGACAAGGACGAGGACGACGACGACGACGACAACGACGAUGACGAAAACGACGAAUACGACGACGAAGAGAGAAAAGUGACAGAUUCGAGGAUAAUUUAGCAGCGGAUGCAAGUAUUUACAAACGAUCUCGUUACGUUAUGCGAAACGAAGGAAGUAGAAUUACGAACGAUAUUCUAUCGAAAUGGUGCUCGGGGCAAAGCAAUACGUUGAUGAGACCGGAACGCAGAAAGUUUAGACGCGUGCAUGGACUUGAGCUUCCGUUGCAUCCUCAACAAGUGACCGGCUGGGUGGUGAUCUUAAUUAUUGUGGUAAAUACGUUCGCGGUACUGACGCCGCUUCUCGAACCGAAUUUACGUCCGGUUUUUUCGAUCGCGAUAGCUGCUAUCUUUUUUACGCAUAUUUGCUCUCAUUUGGCGGUACUUUUAUUGGACCCGGCGGACCCACGCGUCAGAUCUCAGCCAACGAACAAGGUUUUACCGGAAUUCGACCGAGAGAAACACUCGCACGUGAUCGAGGACGGUAGAUGUCAUCUUUGCAACAUAAACACCGAAAGCAAGAGGACGAAACAUUGUUCGAUUUGCAACAAAUGCAUCGUUCGAUUCGAUCAUCACUGCAAAUGGCUCAACAAUUGCAUCGGAGCUAGAAACUAUCGCGCUUUUCUAGUUUGUUUGAUUUCCGCUAUUCUAGCAAGCCUGUUCGUUACUGGUCUUUCCGUCAUCGAAUUGUCCUCCUCUUUAUUCUUCGAUCGACUCUCAAAUCUGACAAUGGAGAAUAACACAACCGAUCCCGUCAUUCCCUUUAUUGUUCCUGCCUCGGACACCACUCUUAUAAUUGCCAUUUCCGCCAUUGGAAUUCUCUCGGCGAUCGUAGCAAUACUUUUACUUCAUUUAUGCUUUUUUCACGGUUACAUCGCCUGUCUCGGAUUAACCACCUACGAAUACGUACGAAAAAAAAGGGAGAAGAAUUCUGUCGCUGCCGCCGUCGCGAUCGCUGCAGCCGCCACUGCUGCCGCGGCUGCGGCCGCUGCCGCUGCCUCCACCACCUCUACUUCCACAAACACCAGCAUCGCCGCCGCUACUACUACUACUACCGCCGCUACACUCACCAAUCAGCCAACAACAGUUACGGAUGACGCUUCCACGAUAACCGUGCAGCAAAUAGUUGCCGAGUCUACGAGUACAAGGAUGUCAUCAGUUUCAGUAAACACGUCCGAUCAACUCGCCACAGAUUCUGCUACAUCUGAGACGAAUAUUUGGGAAAAUGUAUUAAGUUCUCCACGAUACGUAGUUGCACCAAUGGUCGACGCAAGCGAAUUAGCCUGGAGGUUGUUAAGUCGUCGUCAUGGUGCCCACCUUUGUUACACGCCGAUGCUUCAUUCUUCCGUGUUCUGUCGAGAUCCGAAAUAUCGACGAGAGGCUCUUACCAGUACUGUCGAAGAUCGCCCAUUAAUCGUCCAGUUUUGUGGCAACGAUCCGAAUACGCUAUUAGAGGCAGCACUUUUGGCAGAACCGUACUGCGACGCAGUGGAUAUAAACAUUGGUUGUCCUCAAGCUAUCGCGAAACGUGGUCGUUAUGGUGCUUUCCUUCAAGACGAUUGGGACUUGCUUCGACGAAUCGUAAGUACUUUGAGCAAAAGUCUCCGUGUGCCAGUUACUUGUAAGCUUCGUGUAUUUGCGGAGAUCGAUAAAACUGUUAAGUACGCGCAAAUGCUCGAGACCGCUGGGGCACGAUUACUUACCGUGCACGGACGAACUCGGGAACAAAAAGGUCCGUUAACUGGUAUCGCGUCUUGGGAUCACAUCAAAGCCGUCAGACAGGCCGUCACAAUUCCAGUAUUUGCGAAUGGUAACAUACAGUGUCUGCAAGAUAUCGAAAGAUGUAUAGAGGAAACCGGUGUUCAUGGUGUAAUGUCAGCAGAAGGCAACCUUUACAAUCCGUACAUAUUCGAAGCUUGUUAUCCACCUAGUUGGGAGCCAGCGCUUGAAUAUUUAGAUUUGGUGGAACGCUACCCAGCCCCUCCUUCUUACAUUCGUGGUCAUCUUUUUAAAUUGUUCCAACACACACUUUGUUUAGCAGAAAAUAAAGAAGAGAGAGAAAAUUUGGCCCGAAACUCUACCAUGGAAUCCUUCAGAAACGUCGUAUACGCUUUGAGGGAUCGAUAUCUGCCUUAUCACGAAGGUCGUUUAAUUUGGCAGGAAGAAAUGUCCGAUCAUAACUUAAAACUACCUCCCUGGUUGUGCCAACCAUAUAUACGUCAUCUUCCAGAGGAGAAUAUACAAAAGCUAGAAAUUGAAAAGAUCGAAACGCAAAAUGAAACGGUCAAGAGAAAAUUUAGAGACGAAGAAGGAAAUGAGAUAUCACGAAAACGCUUGAAGAAGCUCAAACGAAUAGCGCGCCGCCCCAACAGACCAGCUAUCAUUGUGAAAAGAGGAUCUGAUUUGUGUUGCGAUUGUCCAAAUCCAGUGAGUCACAAAUGUGUUCAUAAAUUAUGCCGACAGUGCUGUAGAAACAAAUGUUUCACAGAAAAUCUGGAUUGUGCCGGACACAGAAAUUUAACUAAAACUAGAAGACAAAUGGCGAUAGAAUUUGCUGCGAAACGGAAAGCUAUUCAAGAUAAAAUAUGACACUGUAUAAUAUUUUAAGUUAUAAAAACAAAAAUUAAAUAAAUAAAUAAAUAUAUA